CUUUCUUCUUCUUCUUCUUCUUUUGUCGGAUUUGAGUUUUUCAGAUCCAGAGGAUCCGUCAUCGUCAUCGUCCUCUUUCUUCUUCUUCUUCUUCUUUUUAUCAGAUUUUUCCUCCUUUUUCGUGUUUUUCUUUUUGUCAAGCUGUUUCUUUUCCAUUUCUUCCCGUUCCCUUUCUUCCCGUUCCUUUGCUUCCCGUUCCUUUUCUUGCCUUUCCUUCUCUUGUCGUUCCUGUUCUCGUCUUUCCUGUUCUUGUCUUUCCCGUUCUUGCCUUUCCUUUUCUAUUUUGGCGGCCAAAACAGCAGCUUUAGCGGCGGCAACAGCCGACGCAAUUAUCGCACGACCAGAUCGGAAUCCUCCCGCAUCGUGGACCUCGUCUUCUCCAGCAAUGCAGACAUAGGGUAAUUCCAGAGCACAACUGGACGGGGAAGGGUGACACGUAUCGAUGACCGCCAUGACGUGAACUCCAGAGGGGACUAGUCUUAUAAAUGAAGCAUAGARUUCGUCGUCUUCAAUUACCCCCUGUUGAUGGUAAUCGCUAGGAGCUAGUAAUUCGUGUGGAAUCGUAUUCUCGUCCUCCGCGUACUCCUCGUCAUUUAAUACUCGUCCUCCGUGGCCUAAUCCAUUUUGAAAGGUGUUCGGAGGUAGGGAAGACAGAGAAAUAGAUGUUAUCAGAACGAUGCUACUGCCUAGACGACGAAUUGAUUUCCUGUGCAGCAAACAGGCAGGUCCACCGAGAUCGUACUCACCAGAAAAAUGAACAAAAAUUGUAUCUCCGGGCUUGCUAAUUGCGCACAGUCUUUUCAAACAGUCCAAGAUGAAUUGUUUCGACGGUUCGUGRUGCCGUCCUCCAUCAUCCAUCACAACUAGAACGUUGUUUUUUUGAAACCCUGCUUCAUGGAUCAAAUACUCCCGSAUUUUCCGUACAUCAUCUUGGCACGAGGAGAGCAUCGCGUCUUCGUCGUAGUGCGCAAUGUAAUGGAUCCCUAUCAGCAGGGCGCGCUUCACGCCUCGCCUCGAGGAUGAAGCAAUCUGCAUUGGCUGGUCUCUCACAGCGAUUGGUCGGCUCGUGGAAAGCAUCGGCACGUACGUUUUAUAGCCUCUCUCAUUUUGAAUUUCUUCUUGCAUGACAUCGAGCGCAYCACCCCAGGAUAUAGUCGACGACGCUCCAUUGCCGUUCUCUUUCAGGACAUUGAGCAAUGCAUAAGCGCAUAGACCACCGCUAGAUGGUUUUCCUCGCAAAGAGCUUUCCGGUAUAUCGUAUUCGUCCGGWUCAGAUAGUACUGGGUUCGUUUCUUUGUACUCUUCCGAAUUGAUGAGAGAAAAUAUAUAAAACGUCCCAGGAAUUUCUUCUUCUAUUUGAUCAUCGUAAAUGCUGUUUGCCAUGGUGUAUAUUUAUGCACUUUUUAUGCUUAAUUCGCUGGAUCCUUGAUUGGUCGAUUGAUGACUMUUCGUUCCCCAAAUUCCCUUAAAAGUCAGCGUUACCACWGGUGCGUGAACCAAUUUCCUGCUGCCGAUGACAAUCUAUUAUUUGAUACAGACGGCUGCAAUCAAAUCUAAAAAUCAAGUCCCUAGAAACGCUUAGUGUGAGAACAACAAGAUURUCCCUUCGACGGCAGUAUGUGGUUCGAGUUAUUCGCGAGGUAUGUCAUCAAACCGACAUUGAUCACUGUUUUCUGAUCCAAAUUUUUGCUUUCUGAGAUACAGUAGAUUUUAAAAGAGACGACGUUCUCAACAAUUCAUGUCAUGGAAUAAGAAAGGUACGAGUUACUACUUCUACUAAGAAGCAUUGAAGAACAAGUACAUAAAACGGUACAGUGGUACACCUUCAUACUUGACAGUCCAAAAGAUGCAAGUACGGUUCGGUUGGUAAUCGUACUGUAACGGACUGAAAAAUACGGUUCUACGGUACGGUAAGUCUUGCCAGAAACACUGAAAGGCAUAAUGACUUUUUGUGUCCACCAUAAUGUUCCGGAGCGUAAAGUGAUUGUACGUACGAGUACGUACUCGUACGGAGGGGUCAUACAGUGAUAGGAGGGAGCGCAACGAAUCGAAAAUUCCACGUGUGGUCCAAAUUUCCGAGGGCCCAGAAGUCAGCCCAGGUUUUUUUUUGUAGAUGGUAGUGUUGGAUUCCUUAGGAAAUACCAAUUCUAUAGCUCGGAGUUCACAUUGAAUGUUGCCGUGGUAUUCACGGAGGUUGAGUCUGGUGUGGUGGGAGUUUGUUGUUCUUGUAGGCGUUCUGGUGACAAGGUAUCUCCCCAUUGGUGAUGUGUGAGGGUUCCUGGGGUUUCUGCUAGUAGUUCUGCCUGAUGUGCGGUGACCACUGGUGGGAGUAGUCCUCUUUUGAUGGGGUUUUGGCAUGUUCAGUGAACAAUGGUGGUGUUGGGCUGUGCUGUUUUCGAACUCAAUUUAUGUGUUUUUGUUGUGGUAGUAACUGCCUGUUUUUGGCAGGUUUUGGAGUGAAUUGUUUUUAGUAUUCACUUCUGUGUGUGUAUGAUUGCUGUUGGAUUGCCAUUGGUGUUGACAAUUUGAGUGAGUGUGGUGGUUGCUUCGAGUGAGUAUCAUGGUAUCUUCGAGUGAGUGUCAUGGUAUCACUUUGAGUGAGUAUGAUAUCACUCCUUCGAGUGAGUAUACUGUGGUGACAUCUUAUGUGUCACUUGUUGCCGCAUCGUAGGAUUGCUACGUGUUUGUAGGGCCCAGUGAUGGAAGAAAAUUCCCUUUUUCUUGGGUUGCAAGGGUCCGAUGUCGGUCUCUUGUUGUGGGUACUAUGGUGGCGCCCAUUCCAGUUGCGUUAGUAGUUUGUGUUGUCCAUUUGGAUGAUGGUGUUACUAUUACUAGUGUGUGGUUGAUGAGGUUGAGGUAUGUUCUUUGUUGCUCAUAACNUACUAAGAAGCAUUGAAGAACAAGUACAUAAAACGGUACAGUGGUACACCUUCAUACUUGACAGUCCAAAAGAUGCAAGUACGGUUCGGUUGGUACUCGUACUGUAACGGCCUGAAAAAUACGCUACUACGGUACGGUAAGUCUUGCCAAAAACACAGAAAGGCAGAAUGACUUUUUGUGUCCACCAUAAUGUUCCGGAGCGUAAAGUGAUUGUACGUACUCGUACGGAGGGGUCAUACAGUAUUAGGAGGGAGCGCAACGAAUCGAAAAUUCCACGUGUGGUCCAAAUUUCCGAGGGCCCAGAAGUCAGCCCAGGUUUUUUUUCAUCACAAUUUUACUGCAAAAUGUGUCCUUGUUGGGGAAUGAAGGGUUGCCCUCUGUGACCAAUGUGACAUCAGUAAGUAGGGAGUGCAGAGCCUUCCUGGCAGAACUGGCAUAUGUUUGUUUUUUGACCGCAACCAGAUGGAUGAACUGGUGAGGCUUUGAAACACCAGUCAACAACAACAUGCUCAAACAACUCCUCACCACCACCAUUGUUGUUGAGGAUUUCUGGGACAGGCUUGUGUAAUUCUUUCAUUACUGAUUUGUGUGUUUUGUGUGGUGCCCAAAAACCAGCAACAGGAAAUCAUUCUGUCGCAUGUUUUGGUUGGGCUGCUCUUCCAUCUCAGAGCUGCCAACAGCAACAUAUGAAGCAAGCACAUCUACUAAUAGUACUAACACCACGGGCUCAACCACCACUGGUAAGAAAGUGGAGGGCAGCCUGCAACUCCACCAAUGGGGAAUAUUCUCAAGGCCUACAUUUACACUCCGCUGUACUGUUUCUUCAUUCAAUUCAACAUUAUAUAGCUUGUUGACUUGGGCAACAAGCUGCACCAUGUUGGUCAUGUUCACAAGUGAAUUCUCAUGCUUAAUUUUCUUUGUAAUGUCCAUGGCUGUACUGUGUUCAUUGGCAAAUCUUUGUUGUAGGUCUGCCAGUGCCAGAUCUAUGGAGUCGAGGGAAUUGUCGUCCUUGUUGUCAUUGUUGUUGUGAUGUGUUGCGGUGGUGUCCUCUGUCCGUGAUGGUGUAGUGCUUGUCGCACGAAGGUGUGGAGGUGGUCGUGAGAUACGGUGUUCAGUGAUGGAUUCCAGUGGGGUGGAUUGGUCCAGGGGAAGCUUGGUGUCCAUGUAGUUAAUAAAUUCUUCACUGUAUUGAUAACAAAGUAGUGAACGAGAUGGUGUAUCUGUUGGAGGGGGGAUGGAGAAGUGGUUUCUGUGGAUGAGUUGGGUUAGAUUUUCACCCAGUGCUGUAAUUUUGUCUCUGUCUUUGAGUGUGGUGGUGUGGAUUACACUCAAGUGUGCAGAGUAUGUUGUUGGUGAUGGGGGUGUUUGUGGUUUAAAUGGGAACAAGUCCGUGUUGUAAAUGGUAGUGUUGGAUUCCUUAGGAAAUACCAAUCCUAUAGCUCGGAGUUCACGUUGAAUGUUGCCGUGGUAUUCACGGAGGUUGAGUCUGGUGUGAUGGGAGUUUGUUGUUCUUGUAGGCGUUCUGGUGACAAGGUAUCUCCCCAUUGGUGAUGUGUGAGGGUUCCUGGGGUUUCUGCCAGUAGUUCUGCCUGAUGUGCGGUGACCACUAGUGGGAGUAGUCCUCUUUUGAUGGGGUUUCCGCAUGUUCAGUGGGCUGUGCUGUUUUCGAACUCAAUUUAUGUGUUUUUGUUGUGGUAACUGCCUGUUGUCGGCAGGUUUUGGAGUGAAUUGUUUUUAGUAUUCACUUCUGUGUUUGUAUGAUUGCUGUUGGAUUGCCAUUGGUGUUGACAAUUUGAGUGAGUGUGGUGGUUGCUUCGAGUGAGUAUCAUGGUAUCACUUUGAGUGAGUAUGAUAUCACUUCGAGUGAGUAUACUGUGGUGACAUCUUAUGUGUCACUCGUUGUCGCAUCAUAGGAUUGCUACAUGUUUGUUCUUGUAGGGCCCAGUGAUGGAAGAAAAUUCCCUUUUUCUUGGGUUGCGAGGGUCCGAUGUCGGUCUCUUGUUGUGGGUAUGGUGGCGCCCAUUCAAGUUGGUGCGUUAGUAGUUUGUGUUGUCCAUUUGGAUGAUGGUGUUACUAUUACUAGUGUGUGGUUGAUGAGGUUGAGGUAUGUUCUUUGUUGCUCAUAACCUGUGAAAUCUACGUAUGCUCUUUAGUGUCAUAACUACCUGUUUACAAUAAAGAGUGAGUGGUUGAGCGUUAUUUGCCCUCACUCACUAUCUACUCGUGAUUGCUUGCGUUUUACUGUGUUUUAGGGCUCACAACUAGUACUACUAGURGUACASGUACGAGGAGUACGUACUAGUUUGAYGUGGACACUUCGCCGAAGSUGAAAACAACGUAAGAUUAAAGAAUGAASCACUAAUUGAAAAAAGUUCCCGAGAACGAAAAAAUACUUCGGACCCUCCUACGAUUCGAACCAUACGGUACGGUACGGAAAAGUAACUCGUACAAAACUUCAUGUUCCAGAUCGCGAGUCAGUUGGGUUGGGGCAUAGGUAAAUAGGAAGAACGAAAAAUAAUAAAAAUAUCAUWAUUGCGGCGGAACGGAAUUAAAGUCCCACGUGUUGAACUGUCUGUAAUCGUACWGUACAAAUUCCCAAUUAAAGAGAUGAAGAAACGCUACCAGUGCAACAAAAAUUGAUGCAGGAAGCAGAAUAGAAGAUAAUUGUUUUUGUUGGCGUAAAAACUACUACUAUGUUGUACUGGUAUCACGAUGGCUAAUAGCGUAGUAGCGUAGUCGUACUCGUGCAAUUACAGUGCAUACGAGUAGCGUACGGUACGUACCUUACUCGCGCUCAUACGAGUACGAGUACUGGUACUACUCCACCCAAACAACUGCAUCUUUUUAUUGCACAUCCUCACGCCAUCGUGUASGGAUACCUCCGAUCACCACAAUUUCGCCUCUGAUGGCAAACGCUUUGCUACAGGUGGAUAGAGAAGAAAAUGAAGUUGUUGUACGUUUCUUUGAACCCUCCAUCCUAUUUCUCUUCUUUGCGUUGUUGUUGUAGCGUCACUAUCCGUUGGGCAUUGAACGUGCGCGAUAUCCCUCGUUGGGUAUGGUUUCGAAGAGAGAGGAUUUGAGAGCGAAURCCUUGGAUAGGAGGAGACGAGAAAGUUUUUGUUUUUCUGUAGAUGCAACGUAAAUAUCAUGGUUUGCGGGUAUCGUACAAAAACGCCUAAAACUUCAUUCGCGGGAUCGAAUUUUUACCGAUCCAAAAAAUUAUGCAUCAAUGAUAGAUACUCUACGGCACGGCUAGCGUAGAAAUUCCCCAAAUUCCUUAACCUCGAAAACAAGAGUGAURCGCGAACAACUUGGUCCAAACGAAUGGAAUAAACACGAUGUAUUUCUCACCAAACCUCCUUCUUAAUUCACUACUUUCUACCUUCUCUUUCUCAUAACAAUUCAUUUGCAAAAACUUCGCACGAUGGGAUUUUCGUUCCGACCGAAAAUAUCGCCAUCUUACAAUACAAACAAAAAUGGUGUACUUMUAUUUGAGAGCAGUAAAUUGAAGAAGAAACCGAGCRUGGGCGGGAAUGAGAGGAGCAGUGGCCUUCCUACGGCGUCGACAUCUAAGCGCCGAUCAUCAUCGCGCUCUGCUUCUUCYGGCGCAAGUUCCUUGAGAAUWCGAACUAGCUCGCUGAUGUCAUCACUUGGAACUGGUUCGCUGGGUCGAGAUGGGAAAGUAGUUUCCUUCGUUCCCAGUCCAAAAGCACGUUCGGCAUAUGGUUUCAGCAGCUUCUUUCCGUCUUCGGCUCCCACGCGAGACGCUGAAAUCUCUGGAACUAGACUUGAUUUCGACCAGGCACAACCCGUAAGCACAACGAGCAUGGCACCUUCUACCAAAUCGCGAAUCAUCGGCCGAUGUUGUUCGUUUUUGCGCGUCUCUGAUUUGGCAAUGGACGACGAAAGCGUAGCAGCGACAUCAGUUGCAUCCGAAAUUUCUUACAUCAACGAGAUGCAWGAGCAUACCCAUCGUCCAGUUGUGAACCCUCCACCAGGAAUCGAAAUCGACCCUAAAGAACGGUGGAUCGCCUUGUGUACAACAGCGGGCGAGACCGCAAACGACGUUUCCAACAAUGGCAGCAAUUCUGAGCAUACUCCGAUCGCUCCGAAGGCGGUAGAGAGCUUGGCAAAUUAUGGGAUGACUACAGCYCUUGACGAAUYYAUGUGGGUACCGGAUAGCAAGACCGAUAAACUCAUCAAGAAGGCUUCGGGUGGUAGUGAAUGGAUGAAACACACUUUCCACGAGGGUUUGGUUAAAGCAUCAUCUUUUUCUGACAUCUCUGCGAAAGACGUGUUAGUAUGGCAGGGUUCAUACAAACACGGACUUUUCGGGAGCGAAAUUCCUGCUAUACGGUCUGCUGGAAUUGUCAAUUCAUCGGCGAAAAAAAUGGUUGAAUUGCUGGUUGACUCGUCUCGGGURAAAGAAUAUAAUAAGAUCAGUCUGGGGCGAACMGAUAUCAUUACCUUCGACGGAAACUUUGAUGAAGAAGGACCGUUUGGCAAAUCAAUUACCAAAGUCAUGAAGUCCGAAAGCAAGCCACCCAUGAUGUCCCCUUUGUCUCUGACGUCGGUAUUACAUGCCAAGAAAAUUCCAAACGGGUCGGGCUAUCUCAUUGUCAAUCGUUCUGUUCAUCGUCCGGAAGACGAAACGGUUGCCUCGAGCAUGAAGACUGAGAUUGUUAUGGGAGUUAAUUUAUUCGUGGAUUUUGACGACAAUGCCCAUGAAUCUAAAAGUGGGGGGAUUGAAAGGUGUCUAAUGAUCAACGUGAAUCAUAUGAGAUCGCCUAUGGUUCCGAUGUACAUAGCGAAAAAAGUUGCAGUAACAUCGGCCCAUAAAUUCAURAACGAUAUCCGGGCAUUGGCAUAACAAAGUUGAGAUCAGCAUCUUGGAUUGUUUUGCGGUUGCUUGAAGUUGGAGACAUCUAAAUGCAUCGCUGUCUUUCAGAGCAACUAUUGAAGACAUAGAAUGUAAAUUAGAGCUAUUUUAAAAACAAAAAAAACUAUGCUAUCAAAAAAAUUGGAGUUCUGGAAGGUCAAAGAGCUAUUCUACAAGUUGUGCAAGAAAUAGUAUGACACGAAGAUGUAGAAAAAUGAAAAAACGAUAACAUGCUAGCUACCUUUCUCAUCUUUUGUAGAUCAAAUUAUGAUUCCUCCUUCGCCAUCUAUCAAUAUCCCGUUCUUGCCGCCCCCUGGGUCUUCCACCGAUGUGUUCAGUUCAAUUUUUGUGUCGRUGUUUUCUUCUUUCAUCAUUCGAAGUACAACUUGUGAUUUUGGGACCUCAUCUAUAACAAAAUUUUUCCCUAUCAUUUCUCGCCCCCUGGCACUUAAUGACAACAUUGAUUUUGAUUGGGAGAGCGGACGAAGUCGUUGUUUCGCGGGUCCACCAGUGGCAGCAGAGCUGGGUUUAGAGAUCGCCGAUGGCGUUGCCAUCAUUGACUCUCCAUUGCCUUGUCGUCUGCGUUCCGUACUGACAGAUCGUUUAGGUGGCCCUGUAAUGCCGCCACCACCGAGACGGCUUUUGAGUAUUUCUCCAAAAUAUCUUCGGCGUCGACCCGUAUUGGUUGUUCCUAGUGGGGGCAAUCCCUUUGGCUCUUCGAGUGUUUUGYUAGACACUUCCCUAGCAUCUUCUAUG
This is a messenger RNA of Pseudo-nitzschia multistriata, 8515 nucleotides long. Lineage: Eukaryota; Bacillariophyta; Bacillariophyceae; Bacillariales; Bacillariaceae. The record is from the annotation of a GenBank genome assembly.